GAACCCUGGCGCAGUCGGCGGGGACCUCUGCUGGGUCCACGAGCAAGAUGCUCACCUCGCCCGCCCUUUCGGGUCAGAUGGGCCCUGGAGGGUGGGUGGGGGGCUGCUGAACCGGAGCCAUUGGCCUUCCACCUGACUCUGCCCAUUUUCAGGAAGCCUGAGUGUGACUCAGAAGGUCCCUGUGACUUACGUCUUGAAUCAGAGAUGGAAGAAUCAGGUUCAUCUUCUACCACCUCUGAACAGCAGCUGCAGAGGCAGGAGGGACUGAGCAACACCAAGACAGACUUGGUUGAGCAGAGUCUCAUUUCAUCUGAGAAAUGGCUUCAACUGCAUGGACUUAAGAGCAACAAAUUGACCUUGAACCAGAUUCUGUCGCAGAUUGGAUUCCCACACUGUGAAGAUUACGUGACUUCUCUGGGGAGACUCGUGGCUUCUCGGUAUGCCGAUGGUCUGUUUCCACAGUUCUACAGAGCACAAGAUGGCAGAGUAUACAACCUGACGGCUACGCCGGAGCUGCUCCAUCAGUUUGUGGGGGCCUUAGCACGAGCUCUGGAGAGCUGCAGGCGGCGGAUGGACUGGCUCACCAGCGGAAGCCGGCAGAUUUUCGGUGUCAUCUUGGAACGGUGCGUCACCUUAGUGCUGGACUUCGGUGACAUUCUGGAGGGGGAGCUUCAUCUGUGCCGAGACGCCCUGACCAUGGUCCUCCGGGAGCAGGUGGCUCACGUAGCCAAGUUCAAUUUCAUAUGGGUCACUCAGGAGCCUGUGAAGUGGCAAGAACGCGCUACUCCUGUGACCCCACAGUCCUUAGCCGCGGCCAUCAGCUGGGUGGGGAAGCUGAGUUUCGAGCUGACCACUGCAAGCGCCGUCAGCCGCGUGGAUGCUCUGCUGGACGCGGGCACUGACGAAACUGUGGAAGCCAUUUACUACUUUGUGGUGGGGGACGUUCCGGAGGAGUCCAAGGAGCUGCUCCUCCAGAGGGCUUUGGACAUCCCGCUUCCCGUCCACACGGUGUCCUUCAAUGCCAGAGGAGAAGGCAUGGUAGCUUUCCUGAAGGAUCUGAGUGCCAAGACCCACGGCAGAUUCCACGCGUUUGCCGAGAGGACACGGUGUAUGGAAUGGCCAGCUUUCCCCACAGAGGCUGGUGACAGCAUGAUCACCUGGGAUUCAAGGAAACUGAAAGGAAAACUCCCUCCAGGGGCCGGAGUCAGAGAAGACGUGUUCCUCAUUUGGAGGGAGAUGGAGGAAGCCUUCAGCACCCUGGCCCAGGUCCAGAGGCUGGUGGGCAAACCUCGCACGACCAGCGUGGCCCUGACAGACUGCGAGUCAGGAGCAGCAUUUGUGGAGAAUGAGUCCAAUCCAGAAGACACCUGGGACUCUAAGAAGUGGCUACAGAAACACGGCUUGAAGGCCCAGAAGCUGUCAUUUUAUGAUGUCCUUGCUGCCUGCUCUUUCCGCCAUGCUGAUGGAGUCGUGGAUAUAAAAGCCAAACCUGAGGAUGAGUCCGUGCAGACCAGUGCGGAGACCAAGAAGAAGAUAGUCCAUGCAAAAUACUGCAACAGGUUUAUCCAUGCUGCCUGGAAGGAUGGGACCUUGGUCCACGUCAACAUCACCAAGGAGAAGUUCAAGUGGUACAGGGAGAGAGUUCACAGGGCGCUGGCCCGGAUCCAGAGGAGGAUUAAAUGGCUGGAGGACGGGAGCCAGAUCCUCUUUGGGAAGGUGCGUGAAGAUUGCAUCUACAUCCUCAUCGAUACGUCUCACUCCAUGAAGAGCAAACUGGACUUGGUGAAGAACAAGAUCCUUCGGCUUAUACAGGAACAGCUGAAAUACAAAAGUAAAUUCAAUUUUGUGACUUUUGAUGGUCAGGCAGUUGCUUGGCGGGAAAAACUUGCUGAAAUCAAUGAAGAUAAUUUGAAAGCAGCUCAGUCCUGGAUUAGAGACAUUGAGGUGGGAAGCUCCACCAACACCCUCAGUGCCCUGCAAAUUGCUUUUGCUGAUAAAGAGACGCAAGUGAUCUACCUCCUGACCGACGGGAGACCUGAUCAGCCACCUGAAAUGGUGAUAGAGCAAGUCAAAGUUUUCCAGAAAAUUCCUAUUUAUACCAUCUCCUUCAAUUACAAUGAUGAGAUUGCCAAUGAGUUUUUGCAGGAGCUUGCUGCUUUGACGGGAGGAGAGUUCCAUUCUUAUAAUUUUGGUUGCAAGGAUCCCAUUUCUCAGGAGGCUCUUCAGCAGAAUGAGGACGUGACCCUUUUGGUUCAGGAGAUGGAGCAGGGCUACAGUGACCUGGAGAAAGUGCAGAACCUUUAUUCCAAGGCCCUGAUCAUGGACUGGUGGCACAACGGGGAGAAGGAAGACAACAAGCAUCAAAAGGAAAUCUCUUCUAUGGUUGCGAUCCCAGAAACAUGUGCGAAACCUCAAUCUGAUGUUGAGUCAACACAAAUCUCACCCCUACAUAUGUUGAAAGUACCAUGGGACCUUUCAAGUCAGCAGGUGCUGAAAAAGAAAACCCUCCACGCAGAGUCAACCAGGACCAGCCUGCUCAGAAGCCAGAUGUCCACCCUCAAGAACUCACCUCGCAGUGGAAGAAAGGACAGUCUCUCCACAUCCAGCAGCUGGAGCCUUUCUCUGAGCGACAGAGAAACGAGCAUGCUGCUGGCGAGCGAGUGUUCGGACGACACAUCGUCAGGAAGAUGGACUCGAGAAGGAAGCGCAAUCUCCGAUGACAACGCUUCAGAGAUGUCCUCAGCGAGCUGGCUUCAGAUCCACGGCCUGGUGGCCAGGAAACUCACCCUCGUGGACGCCUUGUCAGGGACGGCCAUACCCCACAGCCCCACCUACGUGCCCAUUCUGGACAAGCACGUCACCUCCAAGGUCUUUGACGAGGUGUUCCCUCUGGCACAUGUGUGCAACGACACAAAUAAGAUGACACUGGUCAACCCCCAGGGAGUCAGACUCGGCGUCUACAAGCAGAACGUGGAACAGGCCAUUAGAUCCUAUGAAAAGCGUUUGAAUAAAAUCGUUUGGCAAGCAUUAUCCCAAGAGGAAAAAGAAAAGUUAGAUGCAAACAAACCAAUACGAUACUUGGAAAACAAGACUGCUUUGAACAAGGCGUUGGAACGGUUGAAUUGGCCCAUUUCAUUGAAAGAGCUGUCGAUGCUGGAGAAUGAAAUCCUAGCUGGGAAGAUGUACAUCCAACAGGCCAUGGAACUACAGGAGGCUGCCAAGAAGAGCUGUGUGAGCAAGGCCCUGGUCGAGCAACAGAAACCCCAAGGAAAUCCCACAAAGAAAAUCAAACCAAAAAAAGUAGAUCCCCUGAAAGGCCAGAAGGUUAUUGCAAGAUGUGAUGAAAAUGGCUUUUAUUUUCCAGGGGUCGUGAAGAAGUGUUUGAACCCCACCCAUGCACUCGUGGGCUUCAAGUAUGGAGACACCAAGGUCGUCCCCACCUCCUUCAUCACUCCAGUAGGAGGCGCCAUGCCCUGCCCGCUGCUGCAGGUUGGAGAUUAUGUGUUUGCCAAAAUCGUGACACCCAAAGGAUUUGACUUCUAUGUCCCUGCCAUUGUUAUAGCACUUCCAAAUCCAGAUUCAGCCUCAGAAAAAUUCUACACAGUUUUGAAAUGUAACAACCGGAGAGAAUUCUGCCCGCGGAGUGCGCUCAUAAAGAUCAGCCAGAACAAAUACGCUCUCUCCUGCUCUCACAUAAAGUCACCCCCAAUUCAGGAAAACCCAAAAGGGAAGGACGUGGAGGUCAAGGACUCAGCUUUCGUACUCUGCCCACUGAAAGAGGCUGACCUUGGGGGUUUAAAAGAGCCAAAGCAGGAGAACCCCAGAAGGAAGAAGAAGAAACCUGCCAAGAGGCCGCCUCUGCAGGAGGUGGUGUCCUCAGAUUCGGAUGACUCUUCCCGUGGCACCAGGUCCCAAGAAUCCCACCCCAAGACACAGCCUGAGCCCAAGGUGGGGGUGGGGGGCCAACACCAUGCAUCUCUGUGACUCUCUGAAAUCUCUUUCAAGAAUAGUGCCUGUGAGGUCAUUUCCAGACUCCAGACCAGAGUAGGUCCCACCACAGCAAAAACACUAAACCCCUUAAGUAACACUGACCUCCACUUCCCCAGAGAAGGCCCUCGGCCCGGGGCCUAGGACUCACCCCGCCAUCGCGGCCACAUGUCCACCUCCAGCAGCCCCGCCCUGCCCUCUCCAAGGUAGCCACAGCAGCAAAGGGCUGAGGACCAUCGCGAGAAGCCUUAAAGUAGUCUAGUGGCAACUAGGUUUCAGAGAGCCAGGAUUCCUCAGGGCACCCCAGGCCUCGGCCACUGGACACUGUGGAGCAGCCCCUCACUGAGGUAAGGCCGCCAUCUUUCCACCCGCGCCUUCCCUGUGGGUCGCAGAGGCCUAGCGCCCACCCAGCUCCCCGCCUGGCUCUCCUACCUACCUGUUUGCAGGUAUUGAUUGCCACUUUUCCUGACCAGUGCCCAAACUAAUUUUUUCCCCAUCUUCACAGAACUGUUCUGGAUUUUCUGGUACGCUGUCACACCCAGAAGUUCUAACCUGACAGAUUAUUGUCAUAGGAUUUUCAAACUUUUUGGAAGUCAGAGUACUUAAUGAUCCAAGCCCACAGCCUUGUUUUAAAGUGAUUAUCUCACCUGAAUUAGGGACUUUGUCACUCAAUGUUGAGGACUGAAAUUAAGACCUGGUAACUUGUCUGAGAUCUGCAAGAGUGACCAUUCUCCAUGUUAUUGUUUUCCGAACAUUUUUAUUGAGCCCUUCCUAAUUAUUUUUGUCUGCAGUCUGUUGUAGGUACCUCUAAUUGAGCGCAGAACGAGAAUAAAAACUCUUACGUUGGAGACA
This is a messenger RNA of Sciurus carolinensis (gray squirrel), 4839 nucleotides long. It is a transcript of the gene Vwa3b, whose product is annotated as von Willebrand factor A domain containing 3B. The record is from RefSeq and is a predicted model, not a curated record. Lineage: Eukaryota; Metazoa; Chordata; Mammalia; Rodentia; Sciuridae. The coding region runs from base 205 to 3984 and encodes 1259 amino acids. The transcript has 27 exons.